This is a messenger RNA of Lachancea nothofagi CBS 11611, 666 nucleotides long. The record is from the annotation of a GenBank genome assembly. Lineage: Eukaryota; Fungi; Ascomycota; Saccharomycetes; Saccharomycetales; Saccharomycetaceae.
AUGGCGAAUAUUACGGCGAAACAGGUUCUAUGGUACAUUCCCAACCAAAUUGGAUAUACGCGGGUCUUUACCGCGAUUCUGUCGUUUUUUCUGAUGGCUAAGCAUCCGAUAUGGACAACCUGGAUUUACGGAGUCUCUUGUCUUUUGGACGCUCUUGACGGCACGAUGGCCCGCAAGUACAAUCAAACAAGCGGCUUCGGGGCCGUGCUCGAUAUGGUCACGGAUAGAUCAACCACAAGCUCCUUGAUCUGCUAUCUGUGUGUGGUAUUUCCUAAAUAUGCGCCACUAUUCCAACUUCUGAUCUCUCUGGACCUCUCGAGCCACUACAUGCACAUGUACGCCACGCUAAGCUCCGGUGGCGCCUCCCACAAGAGCAUCGAAAAGGAGCAGUGGCUCCUGUACCUCUACUACAGCCGUCGUUCCGUUUUGUUCACCGUAUGUGCGUUCAACGAAAUUUUCUAUCUGGCCCUAUAUCUGUAUUCCUUCCCGCAACUAUGGCAUUUUAGCCUGCCAAUUUUCGGCUCCACUCACGUCGGUGCCAUUAUCGGAGUGAUAUGUUUGCCAGGUUACGUUUUCAAGCAGAUUGCAAACGUAAUACAGAUGAAUCGUGCCGCCAUGCUUUUGGCAACCAAGGAUGCCGACAACGCUAAUUUAAAGCGUACGUAG